CUAGUGCUCGGUAGUAACGCGGUUAUGGAUCAUUACAUGUCAACAUGUCACUUCUGAGAGUGUCUGCCUUUGUUAAAUGCCUUAACCGUCGCAGUUUGUUUGAAAAGUGUGCUGUUCGCGUGUCUUUUGCGGACUGCUGUCGGCUGUGUGUGUCAUUAAGGAACAGUUCAGUCAGGAGAAUAUCAGAGUCUCCCUUUCAGCUCCAAAGAAGAAAUGUUUCAUUUGUUCUCCCGAAGGCAGAUGAUGGAAAGAAACGUGUGCUGGAGCAGUCUCAGUUGUUAGAUGUGCUUGAGGCAAGGAUACACCAACUCCAGUCUGAUGUCGUUCUAGAUUUCCAGCAUGCAAAGGUGCAGUUUGUUAAAGCCCCUUCCUCUGGGAGAGGGAGUUUAUCCAGUAAGGGUCCCAAAGGUGGCUCUCAAGAAAAAACUGACAUUACAAAAUCAGGACAGACUGCUUCAAAGGCAGCCACUAAAUCUCAGCCCAGCAGAUGGAUGGAAAAGUUAUCUCGGGAGAAGAAAAUCAAACUUAAGAAACAGCAACACAUCCAGCAGAAAAUCCAGAAUAAGCCUACAGCCAAAUCUAAAGGUAGCAAAGGCAGCUCCAUGCUCCCUGGCACAUCGCACAAGACUAUUUCUACCACAGCUAAAAAGACUGUACCCUCGGUUAAGAAAAGCAAAGAUCACAAGAGGUUGGCUGAUGAGAUUCAGGCUGCAGUUUCUUCAACUGCUUCCUCCACUGCUGCUUCUGCUGCAGUAGUGAUGGCAGCCAUGCCGCAUAAAGCUGCUGAAGGAAAACAGAAAAGGCUGAAAAAACAGGUUCCUACUGAAGAGAGCCAACAGAAAACUGUUACUGAUGCUGAGAGCAGGGCCAACGAGCUGGCUGAGUUGGAGGAGCUGGAGCGUAGGCUUAAUCUAGAAGCAGGCCAGGCAAUGCAUUCCAGUAAGUCUGAGCGUCAACAGGAGAACUCUGUAGGAACUGCGUGUGGGGACCUCCAGAUGAGCAUUCACUCUUACCUUGAGGCAUGUGUGUUUGCGGGGGAAAAUGAGAGGGCACACCGCUUCCUGCUCAGCCAGCACAGAGUGAUGAGUCGACGUAAACAUCUUAACACAGACAUCUACAACAUCAUGAUGAGGGUGUGGGCCAAGAAGGGCACAUUAAAUCAGAUUGGACGCAUGUUUAUCCUGUUAGAAGAGGCUGGUCUGAAGCCAAAUCUGGGAUCCUACUGUUCUGCCUUGGAAAGUAUGGGCCGCAAUCCCAACUGCUCCCCGAAGGUCGUCACCAGGUGCCUGAUUCAGAUGGAGGAGGAUUGUCUAUCGGUGGACGAUUUGUUCAGCCAGUGUGUUUUCCGUCAAGAUGAGAGAGACAUGGUGCUGAAGGCAGUUCACAUUGUCCAGCCAGACUAUCAGCCCAAACUCAAGCCCACCACGAGCGACUGCUUCUCACCAUUGGUUCAGGACUACUACAUACAGAGGGAAGACCACUAUUACCCCAAACUGAACUUCACUCAUGCUGAGCUUCAGGAGCGUUUCAAACAUCAGCUCAGCAUUGAACAGGCCUGCACUAUCACCAUCGACUCCGUGGAGGGGUCUAAGCCUGUCUCUGAAAACAUGGCCAAAAUGAGGGAGCUGCUUGCGCAUCAGCGGGCACAGUGGCAGAAGAUCCUCCUCCAGGCCCUGAAGGAGAGCAAGAUGAUCCUGUCUAACACUGACACCAAGAACUACAGGCUUAACCUUUAUCCCUACCUCUGUUUGCUGGAGGACAGGGAGUAUGUUGACAUCAUGAUACAGAGUGUUGCCAACAUGCCUCCAAGCGGUGAGUCACUGAAGAUUUUAGCCAGAGAACUUGGCAACAGGGUCCACACCAAGUACUCUGUGCGGCAGAAGAAUAAAAAUCAGGCAGUGGAGAAGUUGGGCAACAUUUACAACGCUUACACAGAGCUGCUGGCCAAUGAUAGCAAGGCCUACUCCAUCCUUCCCAGGGAGCAGUGGUGUGUGCUGGAAAUGGAGCAGAGUUCUGGACCGACACUGCAGGGCGGGGAGAUCCCCUGGCCGUACAUAGUCACUCUGGAGCUGGGCACUUUCAUGGUGGAUUUGAUGGUUAAGAACCUGAAGAUUAAUAGUGACAUCCUGAACCCGGCUUACGACAGGAAGCUCAUCCCUAUUCUCUACCACAUGUACACCUUUCGCAGCACACGGCAGGUUGGCUUCAUCAAGCCUCACCCCAUCCUGACUCAGAUGCAGCAGGACGCCAUGGAGACCACGUUAACCUUUGACUCCUAUGUGAUGCCCAUGCUGUGCCCUCCCAUGCCCUGGACUUCUGUCAGGUUUGGAGCAUACCUGCUGACACCCACCAAGCUGAUGCGCACAGUGGAAGGGGCCACACAGCAUGAGCUGUUGUUGGAGAAAUGCCAGAACCUACAUGCAGUCUUUGACUCUCUUAAUCAGCUUGGCAACUGUGCCUGGAAGAUCAACAAACCCUUGUUGGAUAUAAUAAUCUCCAUCUUCAACGAUCGAGGUAGUGAAAGGCUGGACAUCCCUCCUCCUCUGUCAGAGGCCCCUAAAAUCCCCCACUUCAACCCCCACGAUCCCUCUUACACGGCGUCUGAGAAAGCCCACAUGAAGAGGCAGGUGAUUAACGCCAAAAAGAAAUGCAGUGAGAUGCACAGCCUGCGCAUGGAUGCUCUCUAUAAACUCUCCAUCGCCAACCACAUGAAGGAUGAGCUCUUCUGGUUCCCUCACAAUAUGGACUUCAGGGGACGUACCUACCCCUGUCCUCCAUAUUUCAAUCAUCUAGGAAGUGAUGUCACGCGAGCUGUCCUUGUGUUUGCAGAGGGGAAGAAACUUGGUCCCAAGGGUCUGGACUGGCUAAAGAUCCACUUAGUAAAUCUAACAGGACUGAAGAAGAAGAGCUCAAUGCAGGGGCGGCUGGAGUAUGCCAACACUAUCAUGGAGGACAUCCUGGACUCUGCAGACAACCCUCUCAAUGGUAAGAAGUGGUGGAUGAAUGCAGAUGAGCCUUGGCAGGCUCUGGCCUGCUGCAUGGAGAUAGCCAAUGCUGCGAGAUCCUCCGAUCCAACUCAGUUCAUCUCUCAUUUUCCCGUUCAUCAGGACGGCUCCUGUAAUGGUCUCCAGCACUAUGCUGCUCUAGGCAGAGAUGUUAUUGGUGCCACAUCAGUCAACCUCAUGCCCUGUGCCGUGCCCCAGGAUGUGUACAGCGGAGUAGCACAGCAGGUGGAGGAGUUCCGAGUGCGGGAUGCAGAGCAAGGUCUGAAGAUCGCCCAGGUCCUGGAGGGCUUCAUCAGCAGGAAGGUGGUCAAACAGACCGUGAUGACUGUGGUGUACGGGGUCACACGCUAUGGGGGACGCCUCCAGAUAGAGAAAAGGCUGAAGGAGAUUGAUGAGUUCCCUAAGGAGUUUGUUUGGGAUGCAUCUCACUACCUGGUGCGUUUGGUGUUCAGUGGCUUGAAAGAGAUGUUUACAGGGACCAGAGAGAUCCAGGAUUGGCUGACAGAAAGCGCCAGGCUCAUCUCCAAGUCUGGACACACUGUGGAGUGGGUGACACCCCUGGGUUUACCCGUCAUUCAACCUUACCACCGCACACGCAACCAAGUGCUGAAAAGUACCAUGCAACAUAUCAACCUCCAGAUCAGCCAUGACACCAAAGAGAGGCCAGACACAGUUAAACAGAAGAACGCCUUCCCGCCAAACUUCAUCCACUCUCUGGACUCCACGCACAUGAUGCUGACUGCUCUCCACUGCUACAGUGCUGGCCUUACAUUCGUCUCCGUUCAUGACUGUUUCUGGACCCACGCCCUCACUGUGGACACCAUGAACAAGAUCUGUCGGGAACAGUUUGUCAGCCUGCACAGCCAGCCAAUCCUUCAAGAGCUGUCCACCUUCCUGCUACAGAAAUACUGCAGUGGGCUCUCGAUUGAGGCCAAGAAGAAGAAGUACCAAGAGUACAGGAGGCUGAUUUUGCUGCUGGCCAAAGUUCCACAGACAGGUGAUUUUGAUCUCCAGCAGGUGAAAGAAUCCACUUAUUUCUUCAGCUGAGAAGCUUGUGAGGGGAAACCAGUGGAGGGAGAUGAGUGGAAUUGACAGACUGCAGCAGGGAAGCCAAAGUCCUGGGGUUUCAAAUGGCUUUGUCUCCUUCAGACAUCAGUACAUUGAUCCAGCCGCGCCCUGCCUGUCUCCUGGUCCACAGGCUGGCUGGAGCUGCUGGACGCAUUAACACACAGUGAACCUGCCUGAUUAACUGACUAGUGGGCUGAUUGGAGGAAGAAAGCGGGUGGGGGAGGGGGAGGAGGGGUGCAAUAGAUGGAGGAGUAAACCCCAUGGGGGGAAUAUUGAGUACCCAAUCAGUGAAAAUACAUCUUUUAUAAAGGAUACUUUAUGCUAUAUUCAGGUGCAUGUGUGAGUGUGUACACAUGAACAAUACUGACUGAAUCAUGUAUGAAACUGUUUCUGUCUUUCAUACUUAGCAGCUGUUCUGCUGUUCAGUAAUACUGAGCAAAAACGUCUCAACUGAAAACUGUAAAUGUGAGCAACUGAUGUGUUAGUUUGUGUUGUGUGUGUGUGUGUGUGUGUGUGUGUGUGGGCAUAUUUUUAUGCUGUGAGGACCUCCUUGGAGUUCUCAUUUGCCUUUGUAGCUGCCCCACCUAAGUAUCAAUCACAUUACUAAACGGAGGUAACCCGUUGUGAACUAUGAAAAGAAAUGAAAGUGGACUUCACUGUAACAUGAAAUACAGGACUCUCCUGUAAGGAGAAACAAGGAGCAAAUAGCCAUGGAGCUCUUUACAUUCAUUGUGUGCUGCUGUAUACUCUUGAUUUUUAGCUUCUUGGAGUGACUAAGCACUUGGCAGCUUUCCUAAAAUAAAUAUGUUUCUUAA
Labrus bergylta (ballan wrasse) is the source of this 4888-nucleotide messenger RNA. RefSeq names its product polymerase (RNA) mitochondrial (DNA directed) (gene polrmt). Gene Ontology annotation, biological process: mitochondrial transcription. Gene Ontology annotation, cellular component: mitochondrial DNA-directed RNA polymerase complex. The record is from RefSeq and is a predicted model, not a curated record. Gene Ontology annotation, molecular function: mitochondrial promoter sequence-specific DNA binding; protein binding; DNA-directed RNA polymerase activity. NCBI's taxonomy places the organism in Eukaryota, Metazoa, Chordata, Actinopteri, Labriformes, Labridae.